AAGAGCUCGAUAUCGAACCACAUGACUCCGAGCUACAGCGAGUACGUAGAUGCGCAGAUACCGAGCCAUCCCUGUCUCAAGGGAUUGGCCGAUUUUCUUCAUGGUUAUGGGAAAACACAAGUUCAUCCGACCAAAUUUUCCAGCAUCGAUUUCGCACAGGGCAACUGUCAAAAUCCGCAAUCGUGGGAAAUACGCGCAAGAGAUGCUCUUUUCACCACUGCAUCCUUUGGAGUCUCGGUGACCUCGGAACAAUCGGAAGAACAAAAAUUGCAGGAUAUCCUGGACAUACCAAGCGACGCACAGGGACGAGUGUUGAUCAUCGAAGACAUGGAUCGACACAUAGCAUCCUAUCUUGGCGCACGAUACGACAUAUCGCCCUUCUUCUUUGCAAACCAUCUGCAUAACAGCUUUUCCAACUUCGAAGAGCGACCACCGCUAGGCUCACUGACUAUCCCCUCGAUUCAUUGCAAGGGGAAAAGUAUCCAUCUGCACUACCGACGAGUCAUCGAUCUUGGACCCGCAGGACGCGAAUCGUCGAAGCAAACGUGUACGAACAGUAAUUUGACGCGUUCGGUCACCUUGACGCCACCAAUCUCGCCACGCUCCCUAGGCUGGGCUCGUAGUUGUUGCUCGAUCAUGAAGAAAUUGAUAUCGCAAGACCAGUGGCUUUGUUUGGUAUUCGUCGAUCCAACAAACGCAUAUGUUCGUAUGUCAACGGAUUUGAGUAAACCUUGCUUAAAACAAGUCCCGUUACAUGGCGGUGGACCAAAGCUUGGUCUGAGCAUCACAAAGUUCUCGAAAUGGCAGAGCAACAGCGAUAAUGUCAUGACUACGAACAACGCAAGGAAUCUAUCGGCUGCUCGGGCUUCUAACACAACCGAAGAGCCUUCGUUGCGAGACAUACUCAUACAAUGCUUCCAGCAACCUUCUCCAGACUUCGAUGCACAAGAUCCGUCUCUUCUGAGCUUAGCAUACCACCCCAUUCGAAUCGUCAUCUCGGAAUGGAACUUCUACACGAUGCUGCUCAGUCGUUACGUAGAGCAUUACGAAUACGCUCUCAUCUCGUCCGAGGCAAGUGUCCAACUAUCUAACCUCGAAGAGCUCCUCCCUUGGCGCAGACGUUGUGCGCGAAGUCUGCAAAGAUUGUGCCUUCUCCGUGUAUUCAUUGAGUCUCAUCUCCAAGAUAUCCACAACGAGAAACUCAAAUCGGUCUGGACACCGGUACUACAAGACAUCGACCAUUUCUCCUCACAAAUCAGCAAUUGGGCCUCAUUCUUGGGUUCCAUGGUCUCGCAGCUUGAUACACAUCAGUCGUUGAUCGAAGCACGUAGCGUAAGGCGCUUUACAUAUGUUGUUCUGGCGUUCACAGCCUUGAGUCUGGUUACGAGUAUCUUCAGUAUGACAGAUGAAGUCCUUCCGUGGGGUAGUCGGUUUUGGAUCUAUGUCGUCAUCGCUGUGCCUUUCACACUUUUCGUUCUGCUCGGGUAUUUUACUCUGUCUAGGAAUUUAGGUCGAGCGUAG
Messenger RNA from Alternaria burnsii, 1521 nucleotides. RefSeq lists its product as uncharacterized. The annotation marks the transcript as partial. Lineage: Eukaryota; Fungi; Ascomycota; Dothideomycetes; Pleosporales; Pleosporaceae. The transcript has 2 exons. The record is from RefSeq and is a predicted model, not a curated record.